Molecule: messenger RNA, 1326 nt
Organism: Candida tropicalis MYA-3404
Lineage: Eukaryota; Fungi; Ascomycota; Pichiomycetes; Serinales; Debaryomycetaceae
Gene: PGA45
Product: Pga45p
Exons: 1
Coding region: 1-1326 (441 amino acids)
Source: RefSeq, a predicted model, not a curated record
AUGAAGUUAAUUGUGGCAUUCCUAUGCUUAUUCAUGGCAUUAGUCAACUGUUUACCAGCAGUUUCCCCAGUUGAAGGAAGUGAUUUUGAUUUUGAUUCCAAUUUAGAAUCCCAGAUUAAUACUUUCGUGGAAUCAAAUUUUGAUGGCAAGGCAUUAGAAUUAUAUCAUGAAGUAGUCAAUGCUUACAAAAGUUAUUCAGAAAGCCAAGAAGACAAGAAAUUGAUUAAACGUGAUUCAGCUCUUGAAGCUCAACUUGAAGCAGCCAUCUUAAUGGUUAACAAUUCAGGAAUUAUUUGGGAUAUCUUGGAUGCCGUUGCGGAUAAUCCAACUAGAAUUCAAUCAUUGAGCAAUUUAACAACUACUUUCUUGAAGAAUCAAAAUAUUAGCAUUAGUGUUUCUAGUUUACUUCUGUCAUCUAGUUCUUUGUCCAGUAAAGUUAAUCUCACAGGUCUUAUUACUGCUGUUGAACAAUCUGGUUUGGUAACUUCCAUUUUGGAUGGUAUCUUGCUUGAUACCAACUUUAGACCUCACUUGGUUGAAUUGAUUUACAGUGUUGUCUGGUCUCAAAGAGAUAUUUUAUUGUAUUUGUUUGCCAUGCUUCAAAAAAGAGAUGGUAUGAUCGUCGAAGAUGACUUGUAUGAAUUACUCGGUAAACGUGCUGAUGACAAUAGUGGAUCUUUACUUGCAUUUGCUAAUAAUGCUAUUGGAACUAUUCUUUCUUCUCCAUUGGUUGCUAGUGUUACUGCUGACUUCUUGAAUGCUUUGAAUGACACCGGUGUUGCUGUUUACACUAUUCAAAGAUUCCUUUCUACUGAAUCAUAUCUCAACAUGACUGGAUAUUUGAUUAAAAAUAUUUUAUCCUCUUCAAGUGUUCAAAUUAGUACUGGUGGUUUAAAUCUCACUAGUUUGGUUGGUAUUGCUUUGAGUAAUCCAAAACAAGUUGCUUCAUUAGUUGGAUCAUUAUUAGAUGGUGACACUUCUCAAUUCCUGGGAUAUCUUGGUAAAUAUGCCAGUGCUGUCGGAUCAAUUAUCAAGGAUUUAGAAAAAACUGGACUUUUUGCUCAAUUAAAUAGUUAUAUUUUUGGUGAUGAAAUAACCACUACUACUGCUGCUGCUGCUUCAACUUCAGGUUCAAAUAAUGAUAGAAAAGAUAUACUUACUACAAGUGGAUCUGGUAACUCGACAGCAAGUGCAACUACAAGAGAAUCAAGUACUGCUACUAAUGCUGCUGCUUCUGUUUCCAAUUUCUUUACUAGUUCUGAUUCCAACACUUCAGUUCUUAAAGCAUUGGUUGCCAUUAUUGGUGGAGCCUUGUUCACGCUUUAG